Neospora caninum is the source of this 2487-nucleotide messenger RNA. RefSeq lists its product as hypothetical. NCBI's taxonomy places the organism in Eukaryota, Apicomplexa, Conoidasida, Eucoccidiorida, Sarcocystidae. Bases 1 to 2487 code for a protein of 828 amino acids. The record is from RefSeq and is a predicted model, not a curated record. The transcript has 15 exons.
AUGAGCCGGAAUCUUGACCAAAUAGACAGCCUCCUUUCUCGAAGCCAGCACUGCCUGAAAAAAAUGGAGGAAGCCUCUACCAAGAUCGGGUUAAUUGAAGCAACUAUCGAUGAUGUUAGAGAAGACAUAGACAGGGAUACCACGAGGGCUCUUACUAACAAGAAAAACUGUUCCUUAGUGAGGGGCUACGAGGAUGAGCCCUUCGCAGAUGGCAUCCGCGGGGCCUACUACAAUAACCCUACAUUCACCGGAGCGCCAGCAGCUUUCAGAACGGACAGUGCGCUGGAUCUGGUGUUUUCAGGAAAGGGACCAACUUCAGAAGUGUCCUCCAACAAUUUUUCAGUCAAGUCUGAUUGUGGAGUCAGAAUGUUCCUCGGCGAUGAAGCGAUCAUUGUUGACAGGAUGCCACCACCAGCUGCGGGCGAUGCUAUUUCCGAAAAGCCAGUCCCUAUCAUUCCAACGAAAGAAAAGACGGGGGUCAUGAGGACUGAGUCUGCGAUGGUGGAACUUGUUGGCGGGCAAAAGUACAGAAUCCGCGUUGAAAUGGUCCACUCGAGCCAUUUAAAGUACCUAAAUCCCAACAGCGCGACGAUCCGGCUGCUGUGGCGAAAUGGCUCAGAUGGAGAAGAAGUGAUUCCCACAAGCCACUACUACACCGGAAACGCGAGGCCUCCUGUAAAGUUCUCUGGUUUGAAUCCGAAGCAGUUCGAUUUGGGAUUCUUGAGUGACGGAGAGAGAGCAUUUGCAGAUAGCGACCAGUAUUUCAUUGCUGAUGUGCCUCUGCGAUACGAAGGACGCCGCUUUCUGAGGACUCUAGCGGAGCCGAACAUGGAGGAGUUCUCUAUUGAACUGAACAUACCUGCCACAAUAUACAUUGCCUCCCCGAUAGAUGAAGGAGUUCCCGUUGCCCCGGGGGAAGGUUCUUACUGGAAAACACAUGACACAGAGGAAAUAAUAUCAGUGCUAUUUGGUGUCACCGGCAUGGGACGCGCGCUUGAAUCAAGGGCAAUGAGGAUACGGUUCAUAUCACUCCGGGAGCAGGGGAAGCUAUCAUUCAAACUCCGCCAGAAAGGAGUUCCGUUCUUUAUCUUUGCUGAAGAGAAAAAGGAAGGAGCCUUGUCUUGCGGAGGCGAGGAGGAGGUUCUGUCUCUCAUAGGAGGCAACACCUACGCUAAUUGCUCUGCUUCGUCUGAAGAGUCCGACGUCUACGGCUGUGCAGCGGGACUAAACGGAAAGCAUAUGGAUCAACCUAACGGAACGUGGCACACACUUGGGGGAAACGGCGUGGGCGAAUGGAUGGUAGUCAAAUUCAGGAAACAAGUUCAGAUUACACACUUUCGCUUCAAGCCCCGUGACGAGGCUGUAAACUGGCCAUCGGAGAUCACUCUUUCGUACUCUGAGGAAGGCGACGAAGACUCAGAAGUCGUCCCAAUUCGCCACACAUCCGAUAUCGAACAGAACACGUACAAGCUAGCGCGGCCGGUCAUUACCGAUUACGUUAGGGCUGAGAUCACCGAGAUGUUUGUGAACGGAGAAGAUAGCGGUGGCUCCUUCGAGUUCUUGGGCACUUCUUGUAGUACCGCGGAAGACGCGAAGGAUGCACAGGCGGAAAUUCCUCGAAUCAUGCUCGAGGCAUGCGACGCAACAGUGGAAUCGAUCCCGGAGAUUUUGCCUCUUGAAGAAGGCGACCGGUUUGUUGCGGUGUGUCCGCAGCACUGUGUGAAGUCACUAGAAGGUGCUGCAUACGGUAACGGAGUCUACGCGCCGGGAUCAACCCUGUGCACAGCGGGUGUUCACGCCGGUGUCUGUGAUGGCACGGAAGUGGCGUGCGAGAUCCUGGUGACCAUUGGAGGGCCGAAAAACGUCUUUAAAGGGACUAGGAACCACGGGGUCGCUUCACGCCCGAGCGGGCCAACAGACGCGUCUGUGAAGCUUUCUAGGGCACCUUGUCACACGCCCUCCGCGAUGCCAAUAAAGUACUUCAUCUCGUUUGGUGAACAAGCGGCACCAGAGGGCUGGAACGUGGACGAUGGUAGCAUAAAACAGUCACAUGACGGCAUUGUUUAUGGCUGGUGGAGAGAAGCUCCCACGAAGUCUUGUUCGGGUCAAAACCUCAGCCAUUUGAGCUCACGAGGUGUCUCCUUUCCCGUACCGAUAGGGUCUCAGCGGUGCCCACUGGGCGCGGACUGCGCACCAAAUUUCUGGUCCGUGAUCCUCCCCGAAAACGGCACCUACCGCGUGGUUGCGCAGGUGACGGGUCCAUGCGACGGGUCCACUGAUGGACAUGUGUAUCUUCAAGCGAACGGCAUCUCACUCGCAUCCGGACAAGUGGUCCCAAAAGGCUUGAGCUAUGGGGCUAUCGCUGCUAUCCCUGUUCGAGACCAUGUGAUCACCUUGACGUCCACUUGCACAACACAGUUAUGUCCUGACACGAGCACAACCAUUCUCAAUAUUGAGAUUGAAAAGGUUACUCAGGAAGCUGCUUGA